AAUUGCAAAGAAAAAAAAAAACAAAAAAAAAAAAUAUAUAAAAUAGUUUUAAAUUAGAAAUUUAAUGAAAUAAAUUCUACAACCAAAUAAAUAAACCAAUAAAUCUAAAUAUGAGUUGCCAAUUAUCAUUCUAUAAGGUUUUAUUAAGCAUCCUAAACUCAGUGCUAUCGUUACUGGGUAUUGGUUUAAUAGCACUGUCCGUUUACGAAUUAAACUCUUCAACACCAGGUACUUUUGAACACGUUGCCAUCGUGGUACAAAUAUUUAUUGGUUCAUUCGUUAUACUUACCUCAUUUAUGGGCUGUAUUGGAGCUUGUCGUCACUCGUCUAGUCUCAUAUGGAGUUAUGCCAUGUGUAUGGUGUUUUUGUUGGCAUUCCAAAUUUAUAUUAUUGUCGCUGCCCAUUCCACCGAUUAUGUUGAGAAUGCCCGAAACAACUUUAAUAAUUUAUGGAGUAAUUACACUUUAAAUGUAGAACAAAUUAUUGAAACGGAAAAGAAGUAUCAUUGUUGUGGAAAAAAUGGCUCUCAGGACUACAUUUUAAUGGGUCGAUCGAUACCCAAGAAUUGUUAUGAAAAUGAGGAGAGGACACCAAGUAAUUUAUUUACUGAAAACUGUUUGGAAAUCAUCGAGGAAACAGCCUUUAAAAGUGGCCGCAUUGGUUUGGCGAUUAAAUGGAUUUUAUUCUUUUUGGAAUUAUGUGCCUUAGGUCUCUCAUCCUUAAUGGGAAUUAAUCUUCGCAACACACAUAGAAGGGAACAAUUUCGAAAUUAAUUCAACUUAUUGUUUUUAUUUAUUUAUUUUAGAUCAACAGAGAUUUGUUAAAUUUAUUGUUAAUUUAUAUACAAAAUGUUCUAUAUUUAUAUAAGAAGUAUUUAUGUACAAUAUUGAUUAUUUACAUUUACAUUGUAAGUAUAUUUGUGUAUUUAUUUAUAUACUCGUAUUUAUGCCUUAAUACAUACAUUGCGUAUGUAAAUAUAUGAAAUAUGUAUUGAAAAAUGU
Calliphora vicina (urban bluebottle blowfly) is the source of this 1001-nucleotide messenger RNA. It is a transcript of the gene Tsp42En, whose product is annotated as Tetraspanin 42En. The coding region runs from base 111 to 773 and encodes 220 amino acids. The record is from RefSeq and is a predicted model, not a curated record. The transcript has 5 exons. Gene Ontology annotation, cellular component: plasma membrane. Lineage: Eukaryota; Metazoa; Arthropoda; Insecta; Diptera; Calliphoridae.